This is a messenger RNA of Chrysemys picta bellii (western painted turtle), 6931 nucleotides long. Its product is annotated as transmembrane protein 151B-like. Lineage: Eukaryota; Metazoa; Chordata; Testudines; Emydidae. The record is from RefSeq and is a predicted model, not a curated record.
UUCUAUGAUUCUAUGAUCUUGAAACAACCCUCCAUAGCCAGGUCUCCACAGUUAGCUGGAGCAGUUCUGAGCCUCACAGUUGCCCUUCUAGCAGACUCUUGUUAGAUAUGCAAGGAGUGUGCAGCUAGAUUUUGACCCACAUUGAAUGAACAAGCACCCUUAACCCAUUUAGUUCAUUCUGACCAACUCUUCUAGGAAAUCCCAGCACCACUCACUGCUUUUGGUUGUGCAAGUGAACUCACCCAUCAAGCAUCCCUCUCUGCUCAAGAACCCUCCUGGCCCUGGACCACCACCCAAUGGACCCACCAGCUUCUUUAAACUGGACUGGAGUUUAUCAGAAAGGGGGCCAGCUUUAAAAAAGUAACAUUAUAUGGCGGGACUGGGUGUGGGGAUACUAAAGCCAAUAGAGAUGCUUUGUGUUUGCUCACUUGCCUGCUUGUGAGACUUUAAAAGGCAUUUUAAAAAAUAUUCACCUACAGGGCACAAAGGGAGAAAGGGAUCCCAGGAGAUGAGUCUCACAGGCGCGGAGCGUAAUGAAACAUGCAGCAAACAUGCAGGGAUGCAGCAUGACACCCCUGGUCAGACUGAGGGAAGUACUGUAGGAAUGAACGCACUGAGCUCCGGCUGCAGGGAGCAGGAAGAAAUAUGGACAGGGCAGCCAGUUUGCAGGAGGGUGCAGUUGUGUGGAGGGGGAUGGAGGACCAGGGAUCUGUUGGAAACUAAUGCGAACAAAAGAGAGGCUAAGGAAGCAAUGAGGUGUGUGGUGGGGGAAGGGAGGAGGCAAAAGGCCUUUCCUUGCAGGCUCGCAUGUCAGGUGAAAGGAGGCAGAGGUGAUGGGCGCUGCAGUGUGGUGUAGCUGAAUGAAAGCGCUCGUGCUGCAGAAGAAUCAAGGCCACCGCCGUGGGGAGAAGGCAGAGAACAAGCCCAGGGCUGGGUUGGGUAUAGCAGGGGACGCAGGUUUGUGAUCCCAGAGUUAUGCAUGGGAUCUUUGGUGGGGCGUGUUAAUACCGCUCCAAACAGCAAAUCCCUCGUGCAGCGCUGAGAGCCGCGGGCCUCGGGGCAGGCGGGAACAACUCACACAAACAGGCUGGAGCUGUGCUGUGCUCGGACCAAGGCGGCCCAGAAUAUUCUCGGGUCACUCGCGGCUGGCUGGCCCCGUGCAUGGAGAGACGCUAGCAGGACACUGGGAUUUCUGGGCGUGGGGAAGAUUCCCGCGCACUGCACUCCAGGCAAACAGGAGCUGUGGCUUGUUUAUCCAGGUGGCGACACAUGCAGAAGGUUGUUUUUAAAACCAGGGAGUCUGCCCAAGAGCGACACCCCUCCUGCUUGUCAGCCAGCGGCCCGAGCAGGACCGUGACGGUCCGUCUCAGGGAAGCCCAGGGUGGGCUUUGGAAAGGACGCUCCGAAGUUGGCAGGGACUCGCUCCACUGCAGACUCCGGGGCUGCACACGCUGAGGCGAUGCACUGACAGGGCGGGGAGGCUGCACCCUCCGAAGGGAAAAGAGACCCUGGUUGCCUGCAAAGCAACCUCCCCAGCUCCGAGAACGGCCUGUGUUGUCCUGGCUUUUGAUCCCGGCGGCUGUAUUGGAUUGCCAGGCGGAGUUCUCACGCCGGUUGGUGGGAGGCACUUUACCUAAAUGCGGCUUCUGGCGUUGGCUGAUAAAGUGACCAUGCUUGCAACGCCAAGGGACUGCGAGUGACUUACACACACACUCCCCACCCCCUCCCCCUCCCCUCUUCAUUCGGAUUGUGGCGGCGGGUGCGUGUGUGGGGACCCGGCUCUGAGGCGUGUAGAUUCUGCACGGAGCAGGACGCUGCUUUGGCGAUGGGGAGAAACCUGCAGUCCCAGGGCUUUCUUACUGGUAAAAUCCGACUGUCCUACUGGGAGAAGGAACUUGGAAACCCUGCGGCCCCCGGGUUUAUUUGAGGUGAGGGGGGCUGGGAGACAGGAAUGGCAAAGAAUGUCUUCGGAGGUGGAAACAGAACCAGCCGCUGAAACAACUUCGAGCAGCCCAGAGGGAGGAACAGCAGCACCUGCAGAUGUUCGAGAGGAGCAACGCCCUGUCAAGCAGUCCUUGAGUGCCUCCAUGUGCAGAGAAUCCCACUGGAAAUGCCUCCUUCUUUCCAUCCUUAUGUAUGGCUGCCUGGGUGCUGUGGCCUGGUGUCAGCUAGCUCGAGUCACCAAGCUCAGCUUUGAUAGCUCCUUCAAAGGCAAGUCUAUGAUCUACCACGAUAGUCCGUGCUCUGAUGGCUAUGUCUACAUCCCCCUAGCCUUCCUCACCAUGCUGUACGUGGCCUACCUGGUGGAGUGUUGGCACUGCCAUGCCAAAAGCGAACUCCAGUACAAGGCAGAUGUGGACAGUGUCUAUGACCGUAUCAACCGCAUGCAGCAAGCCACUCCCUGUAUCUGGUGGAAGGCCAUCAGCUAUCACUUUGUGCGACGCACCCGGCAGGUGACCCGGUACCGCAAUGGUGAUGCCUAUACCACCACGCAGGUCUACCAUGAGCGGGUCAACACACAUGUGGCUGAAGCUGAGUUUGACUACUCUCACUGUGGAUUCAAGGACAUCUCCAAGGAGCUGCUAGGCUUAGAAUGCUACACAGCCACGAAGCUGAAGUUCACCAAGUGCUUCAGCUUUGCCAACACAGAAUCAGAGAACUCCUACCUGACCCAGAGGACUCAUUUUUUCACAGAGAUUGAGGGGCUGGAUGACUACAUGGAGGUCAGGGAAGGCAUGCAGCUCAAAAACAUAGACUUCAAAGAGCUUAUGAUGGCCUAUGGGGACCCAGAGCAUCUCCCAUGGUACGUGUCCCACUAUACUUUCUGGGUGGCAGCUGUCUUGAUGAUUUCCUGGCCACUGCGGGUGCUCAUAGAGUAUCGGACUGCGUACGUGCACUACCAUGUUGAGAAGCUCCUCGGCCUAGAGUACACAGUGCCCGGCAUAGCAGAGGAGCCCCUGUAUAGGUAUCGCAUGCCCCGGGAUAACACUCAGGACAGCACUGAACUGGAAUGGCACAUCUGUACCAACCGACAGCUGAUCCCCAGCUACUCGGAGGCCAUGCUCCUGGACCUGACAGACUCCCCUGUGUACAACGGCUACUCCAUGUGUGGGUACAGUGAAAUAGCUCAUGGCUGUGAGCGCUGCAACCAGGCCUCCAGCAACUCCUCCAUCUUCUCCCGCUACGCCUUCCACAGUGGCAGCGGAAACUCACGCCUCUCCCUCAACACCAGCCGCUUCUCUUUGUGCCGGGUUCAUGGCUCCCACAGGACAGGCCUCGGAAGGAGCUGCAGCAGCAGCAUUGCGGACCGUGGCUGCCAGGAUGAACAAUGUUGCUCUUACUCUAGUCAGCUAGCCAUCAAUGAAAACCCACCCACCUACCAGGAUGCCCGCUUUUUCCCAGUGUUAAUUGUGCACAGGCCUGAAGGGCACGAGGGGAGGCGCUUCUACAUCCGGCGCUCAUCCUGCCUGGAGACGUCUCUGUGAUCAGGCCUUAUGGCUCUAUGGCUCCUCCCUCUCCGGGACAGCUCCAUUGCACUAGUGCUGUUUGACAGAGAUGCUAUCAGCAGGGAAACCGUUAACUUCAAGACUGUGCCACCACACACUAGCUCCACAGGGCAAACUCUCCAAUUCUAAUUCCCCUCACUGCCAAUGCAAGAAAAUAUAUCCACUCUGACAAGCAGCUACUCGUUUCUCUUCCUCACAUUUUCCAUUACUUCCCCAUCACUGGGUGUCCCCUCUCUUUUUUCCUCUUGUCUCCCCUUCUUCUGCUCAUCAGUCACCCUUUUCCUUUCUUCCCCUGUUUCUGUCUCCUCUCUCAUUCCCAUCUCCAUCCUCCCCUCACAUUUCAGUCAUUAUACUUUGCACCACAACAGCAAUUUUCACCUGAGGAUCUCAAAGCACUUUGCAAACACUGAUGCAUUUAGCCUCCCAACUCUCUUGUAAGGCAGGAAACCGAGGCCCAGAGAGGUUAAGUGAUUCGCCCAAGAUCACACAGCACGUCAGUGGCAGAGCCAGAAGCAGAAUUCAAAUCUGCAGACUCCCAGUCACCUGCUGUUACCACCAGACCAGGCUUAUCUUUCCCUCCUCCUUCUCUCAUUUACUCCCUCCCUCUUUCACUGUCUCCUGUUCUUCUCUGUCCACGCCUGUCUUUCUUUCUGGCUGUCUCAGUUCUGCUCCUUAAGUUCUCGUCAUUCCUUCCCAGGGUCUUAGAGAGCUGGAUCUUGCCUAAUCAAAGUGUCUUCCUUGUUUUCCAGGUACAGCCAUUUAGUACUGGUAAGAAAUUAUAUCUACACAGCACAAGUGUAAUGGUCCAUUUGUAUAAACAAAGGGCCUGAUACUGAAAGGUGCUGCGCACCUAGCACUUUCGCUGAAGGGUCAAGCCCCAGAAUACUGAAGUUUACCAGUAAAAGGAAAGAACAUGCUCCAUCCCACCUUUCCUCCUACCCCAUCACGCUCCCAGGCCUUGUCAGUAAACAUUUCCUCCUGUUGCUAGCCCCAUUUCCACUCUUCAGAGUUAGCAAUGUUGGAGGCACUAAUGUAGACUGAGUGCUGGUUGGCACCACCAUUUUUAGCAUUGUGACCCUAUUUCCCAGGUACUUCAUUCCCACACCUGGCACAGGAAUGUGGUGGCCAAGAGGCAAAGGUGGUCUUUUGUCACCUUUGUGCUCCCCAUAUUCUGGGGCUGUUUGGGGGUUGCCACAGCCCUCAGUGUAAGUUAGAGCAACCUCAGAGCUGCUCUAACUUAAACUCUGCUUCCCAUGCCUUCUAUGGGCCCUGGGAAACAAAGAAUAGCUGUAGCUCUGUUUACUAAGCUACAUCCCCUGCCCCAUUCUCAGCAUCCCACUCCAUCACCCCAACAUCAGGGGUUGGGAGCACAGCUGUAUCAGGCUAGUUCUAUGCUGGCUAGGAGACCCAUUUUGCAGGGGUAUCCUUGGGGUGCUGUUUCUCCUCCUCAUAAGGCCCCUUUAUGCUGCCAGACCAUGGUAAAGGUGCCUUAGUGUAAUGGCAGAUUGGCCCCUGUGUCAUCUAAUCCUGCUCAGAGCAGGUCUAAAUGACACACUAGUUAAAAUAGCAGCGGCAGCCCAUGACACAUGUACAACAGGGUACUCUACUGCCGGUUGAGCUGAACUGCCGCUAGCAACAAUAAACAAGGCUCUAGGCUCAGCCAGUGGCAUUCCUGCUUUCUCAUCUUGGGAGUCAGCAUUUUUUAAACAUUUCCUAGCUCCAAGAUCUGAACGAAUCAAAGGCGGCUGGCCGUUCUCAGGAACUGCGAAGGGACCAUCUCAGAAUGCAAACCUGCAUCCAAUGAGUGAUCGUCUAACACUGAACAAGACCUAGAAAUGUUGUUGGGUGGAUUGUGGACAUCAUGAUUAUCAGUGGCUUACAGUGAAUAUCAGAAUGCAAUACAGUAUUUUUCAGAAACAAGGUGUUUUAAUACCACAUGGCUAAUAAAUAAGAAACAUUGUCCACUAAGGGAUUGUUAAAAAUGCUUACUCCCAAAUCAGUUUCUUAUAUAUCUACUUGUAAUUUGAAAUCUGUACUGUCUGUUUGGUAUGUGUAGAUCAGAUCUGUAUCUAUACAUAUACAGUGAUUUCUUAUGGCAUUGACUGUUGCAUCAUGUAAAAAUCCUUUCGGUUUAAUUAUUCUGUUUUGUAAUACUGCUUUUAUUUCAACACGAGAGAUAGGGAUUGCUUUCACAUAUGCAACACAAAGUUCAUCUGUAAAUGAUGGUGAUUGCAAUCAAAAGGUUGUCUCAGUCUACAGGAAUUUAUCUAUUUCUAUAAAUGUUUUAUGCAAGUGCUUACCACUCUGACAGCUAGGAACUAAUUACAAAAGUUAGGAAACAUACCUGAUGCUUUUAGUUUAUUACUUUUAAAAAAAGUACUUAGAGUUACCUGCCCCAAUGCUUAGAAGAGCCGGAUCUAGGUUUGGGUGAGUUUUCAGAGAUGGACUCAACCCAAAAUCUCAAUUGUGAUAAACCUCAAACCUAGGAAGAAUUCAGACCUAGAUUCACACUAUAAUGAGCCACCCAAACCCUCAGAUCUGAACAACGGCAUACUCCACCACCACUCAGAACAGGGGGAGAUUUUAAAUCUAGAUCAAGAGUCAGGUCUGAGCUCUAUAGCUUGAGUUCAUCUCUAAUUAUUUUUAGAUGGAGUAGUUGAGACUGUUUAAUAUGAUUCCCUUUCUCCUUUACAUACACACACGCGCAGAGUUAAACUGAGAGCUUAUGAAAGACUUAAGAACUGGAGGAGGCUGCAGCUUCCAGAAAUACAGGAACUGGACACAUUUCGGCAUUAUUUCCUACUAGAAGAGGUGAUGGAGAGGUAGAGGAGAGGGAGAAGGGAACACGAAAGGAGACAGAAAAGGGAUGAUAGAGGCAUACACACUAAGUGAAAGGAAGGGGCUCAGAUGUGGAUAAAGAUAGCUCUCAGCCUGCGAUCACACAACCAUGUCAGAUAACAAGGUUACAGUGCGAGUACCCCCAACACAGUUAAAAUGUGGUUCAGUCUUGGAGCGUAGCUGGAGCCUACAUCUCUGAACUGUGCGAAAGCCCCAGUCACGUCCAAGGCUCUAGCGCAGUCAGUUUGGGGACAUGGUUAAAAGGAUAUUUAGGUGCAAGACUGAGACUGACCCGUGUUUCAACUAUGUCCAGGGACAGCCGUAUUGUAAGUGGGUCCCUAGACAUGGUUAUUACUGUGUAAAAGUUGUUAUAUGAUGUAAACAAGCUGUAACAAAUCCAUUAUUAUGACGGGUUGGGCGGAACAUGGGAGACAACUGUUGCCAAACCAAUUAAUUUUCAGUGAAAUGUUCACUAGGUAUAUGCAGGAGCGCCGCCAACUUUUCUGCCACCCUAGGUGGCGGAAGGUCCUGCCCCAAAAUGCCGCCCCCCAUAGAGGCGGCGGAAGGUCCCGCCGCCGAAAUACCGC